AAUUCACCAUUGUAAACACAAAUUUGUUAUGGCCGCCAGCGUAUCUCAGACUCGAUACGAACGCAAAAUACGCUUGCAGCAGGCCAUUAAAGAGGGUAAAAUAGUCAAAGUAGCCUUUGAGAAGUGUCCCUUGUGUUUUGAAAAUAGAGGAUAUCUUCUAUGUGACACUUGUAUAAACGGAGGAGAGUUUACUCAUACACAAAGAAUCGAUGGUCCAAGGUAAAAUUAAUAAUUCCUUUUUUUAGCUACUCUUUGACUGAUGUCAUCGUAUAUUUGUAGCUUUGACCGCAGAAGGUCUUAGGUCAAGGACUCAACUUGUUUUUAUUAAAUUUUAUUUUCCAGCUUCAGACAAAAGGAGGCAAAAUGGAAUGAAGCCAAACGGGAAAGGGAUCAAUUAUGCAGAAGGUAGGCCUAGCCUAAAAAACGAAUUAUUUUCAUGAAAAAUUACUCUUUAUUUUAUUAAUUUAUUACUUUUUACUUUAUAACUUUAUAGUUAUAGUAUACAGUGUCAGUAUACUCACUGAAUAGGCUGUCACUGUUAGUAUAAUAAAGUAUAAGUAUUUUAGUAUUAGGUCUAGGUUGCUUACUAUUUUAUAAUAUUAAUAAUAUUAUCAUUACUUACAUUCAGCCAGUUGUCGUUGAGUCAGUCACAGUUAUAGCUUGGGCCUGACUAGGCCUAUAGUCUAUAGUAUAAGUAGGUAAAUAAUAUUAUAUAUAUAAAUCGAAUACUUAAGACUUAAGAUCAAAAUAUACUAUAGUUAUAGUAUAGCAUAUUUGCCUGUCACUGUGCUCUGUUAUUUUCUUAACAUUCAUUUACAGAAUAUUGGCCAGUUUUCAUCUCUUACUAAUGACUAAUUUAUUGAUGUUUUUAAUUAUGUUGUGUACUUUUUUUUUUCAUUUUUUUUUUGUAUAGAGAUAAUUUACAUUCAGCAGAUAUAAUAGGUAAUAGUGGGCUCAGUGGCCUCCGUCAUUUUCAAAACAGGAUAGUGUGGUUUUCGCUAGGCAAAAAUGACAACAAUUUUUUUUUUAUUUACACACAAUCAGCGCCACUCCUUUCUCAGUUUUUUCCAGGCCUGCCAUCUUUAUUACCAUGAUGGCAAAAAAUGUCACCGUAGCAAAAGUGAAAGCUAUGAAGAAAAAAAAGUUGUGCAAAAACAUGUCUGCUAAAACUACAUACAGAGAGAAAGAAAAAAUUAGGAGAAAAAAAGAUGUUAAAAUUUAAUUAUAUAUAAUUUUAUGAGAAAAACCUAAAAUUCUACCUACCCUGAAUGCUAAGUCAGUCCCCCUAACUUGAGUGUAAAUUUAGCCCUCUCUGACUAAAAUCUAUGAUCUAAUGUGUACCCUAAAACCACUUGUUCGUGCGCUACUAUAUGCAAAAAAAAAUUUUUUUUAAUUUUCAAAAAUAUGAAAAUCCAACUUAAAGUUUCACCAAUUACACUUUUACACACUUUAUUGCAGGUUCCAACAAAAAUAAACUCCAAAAUCAUCAAAAUACAUUUUCCAAAAUCCCAGCAAAAUAGCCUUUUUUUAUACAUAUAUAUCUUAAUUAACCACCCUAUAAAAUAUCAAUUUAAAAAAACUGUCAAUCAAAAAUAUUCCGUCAGCUUAUUAAUCUAAAAAGAGAAAAGUUGACUCUACAUGAAUUAACAAAGGGCAGAGAAUCCUACACAAAAACUCAAAGUGGUGCGGAUUGCAUAAAUUGACCAGAUUUUCUAUUAUUCUCUUGUGUACCUUUUAUCCCCUAUCGAUUUUUGUAAUUCAUUCAAACAGGGGGAACAAUUUAAUGUUUAGAGUUCAGCAGUGCUCCUACAUUUUCAAGUGUACUAAGAGAAUAAAAUUUAUUUUAUGUAGCGUUAAUUCCAUGAAUGAUUAUUAUCAGUGCUUAAUGUACAGCAUUAUUAUUCUGUCAAUAACAUAACAUAUAUUUGAUUAUGUUUCAUUUACUUUUUCAAAAUAAUUAUUUAAAAUAGUGUAAUUUGAAUGUUGUAAUGAUCUUCUACAUGCAUAUAUAGACCACUGUAGUUACCUGCUUUCUUCUUAGUGGGGAUUUGGGUUUUUUAAAAAUAUCUUGCAAUGAAAUUACAGUUGUAUCAAAUUAUCACAUUUUUAUCCAUUUUUGUAGGUUUGAGCUAGAGAUUGAAGAUAUAGAGAGAGCAAAUGCUAAGGUAUGUUUAAUAUUAUUGCAAGAUUAUAUAAUUGUAAGAAUCAAAGUUUAAAGUUAAAAAGGAGGGAAAUAUGAAAUCCCAUUUAUUCUACUUGUUAUGUAAAAUAAGUGUUUUAUAUAUUUUUAUAGUUUUCUUUUCAAUCAAGUAUCAAUGAUAUUUCAGAGGACUGAAAUUGAAUUAAUAAAACGCAAAAUUACUCUGCUGAAAAAGGCAAUAACAGAAACAAAAGCAAAAUGCAAUUCAGGUAUAUAAAAGUAUUUAGUUUGAUAGAUUUUUAUAUUUAUCUUUCUUGCAUGUUUUAAUAAUUAUCAAAUAUGUUAAAGAAAAAUAUUUCAUAUAAUUUAAAUUAGUUCAAUAUUUUCUGUCAAUUUUCAAGUUUUAUUUUAUAAACCACAGACAGUUUAGAACUGAAACAAAACAAGAGGAAAAGAAGAGAUUCACAGAAUCGCUUAUAUCACAGUCAGACAGUAUGCCUUAAAGGUUUGAGUGCCAGAGUUAAGGCUCUCUCUGAGCUCCCCUCACAGAGACUCCCAUCUCUACGAGACCUGUGUGAAGUAGAUUUUAACAAAGACUGUGAUGUGAAACAACUCAUCCAAUUGGCCAGCAGAACUCUACAUGGGCAACAGCAAGAGGUCAAAGAAUCCAAGGAAGGGACAAAUGUAUAUCAUAAGUCUGUACCAGUUCUGAUGACAGAGCUUGAUCUGUACCAUCAAUAUCUUGCAUACAGGCGAUCACACUUUUUGGAGACAUUACAACACAGGAUUUUUCCUAUUGAAGAAGUCUUUGCCUUGGGGUGAUUACAUUAGUCUUCAAAUCUAAUACUCCCAAAAUCAUUUUUUUAACCAUGUUUUAUUUUAAAUUUCUUAAAAUUUUAUUUCACAUCUUUUCUUGAUUAUCUUUCCUAAAUCACCCCAUUUGAAAUAUGAAAAGUUCAUUGUGAUAUGAAGUUUAUGGUGUAUGGGGUCAAUGAAAUAAUUUAUUGUAUAUUUUAUACAUACAUUUUGCGACAGCUUUGUUUAAUUAAUUUAGCUUUUAAAUUUAUUGUGUCACAAAUGUAUAAAAAUGCAGUAAUGAAAAUAUGCAGUGAUUUGAUGAUUUUUUUUUUCUAUAGAAUUUGUACAAUUUAUCACAUUAGACUCAAGUUCACUAUUCAUCUAAGAGGGAAGGGUCUUAUUUGUUAUGGCUUAUGUUAUGAUACUGUAACUUUAAAUGAACCAUUUGUAUUUCACCACAGAGACUCUGACAACCUUGAGAUGAGCAUGGCUACUGCCCUUAAAGAUGCUUGUGAGACAGCAUUUAUUGGUGGCCGGUGGGUUCAUGGUGACCACAGAGGAGAGAAUCACUGCACAAUUGUUGGGUCAACUCUUGCUGACUAUAGUGGUUCAUUAUCUGCUAUUAGCUUAUUUGGUAAAGCUUUGAUCAUUCUGUAACUGCUUAAGAACACAGGAUUUAAGAUUUAAACAAUCUACAUUAUCUAAUUUAUCCAAGCUGAUUGAAUCAACUUGGAUUUAUCUGUAGCAACAUUAAUUUUUUUUUUAUUUGCCAGUCCUCCAUCUUCUUUUAUGUUGCUUGUGUUUAGCUUUUGAUGCUGGAACGCAAAGCUAAAUAAUGUCAAUAAUACACUUUAUUUGACAAGGGGGUUUAUCAGCUACUGCAUAAAAAAUAAAUCUUAAACUUUAUGCCACAUAAUAUAUAUAUAUAUAAUAUUAUAUAUACAUAUUUCUCUCUCUCUCUCUUUCUAUAUAUAUAUAUAUAUAUAUGUAUUAUAUAUGUAUAAAUAUAUAUAUGUAUUAUAUAUAUUAUAUAUAUAUAUAGAGAGAGAGAAAUAUGUAUAUAUAUAUAUACAUAUAAUAUGUAUAUAUAUAAUAUACAUAUAAUAUGUAUAUAAAAUAUGUAUAUAAAAUAUAUAGAUAUAUAAUAUGCAUAUAUGUAAAAUAUGUAUACACAACUUUCAAUGUCAAAUACAAUCUCAUUUUUAUUUCUUUUUAGUAAUGUCCAGCAGACAUGCUUCAGAAAACCCAGAAAAAAUUCCAGUUGGAAACCCAAGUUACGGUGUUCAUUCUGCGCUUAUGUACACAACUAUGUUUGUCACGCUGGCGUCCCAUGUAUUAGAUGUUCAUUUACCUCGGCUGUGUUCCUUAAAGUGAGUACUGAUUUCUAACUUUGUUGCAUAAUUUGGUUGAAAUAUCAUUGAUGCCAUUAAAUCAGGUGAUGUAGUUUUUCCUGUUUUCUGGGGAAUUUAUGUUGGGUUUUUUUUUUUUGUUAAAAAUUAAAAGGUGCAAGUGAAUGUGUUGGUUAUUAAAAUAUUUUUAAUGCCCUACUAUGAAUAUUCCGCCAUAGCUGGUGAAAAAUAUAACCUUUUUUUUUAAAGUUUGGUCACAACUCUGUUGCAAAUGCUUGCUUAUAAAGUAAAUAAAUUGUGGAACAAGGUAUGUUUAGGAUAGACAAGACAAUUAAAUGUUUGUCUUUUCUUUUCAAUCCUAAACAUAUCUUGUUCCAAUAUUUAUUCUCUUUACAUGGCUUGAAUGCAGUCCCUCAUACAUAAUCCUUUUUGCUUAUUAUGAUGGCUACAGACAAAACAAGGCAUCAUUUAUUUUUUAACUAUUGAAUUGUUAGAGUAACCUUUAAUUUCAUUGUUUUAAUUGGGUGGUUUUGCUGAUUUUUUGCCUAUAAUUGCCAUUUCUAUAAUCAUAUUUUUUCUAGAGAAAUAAAAGAUGAUUUAAGUGAGCAGGAUUUCUGUAAUUAUGUAUGGCGUCUGCAUCAGAAUAUCCUUCACCUUGCUUAUAGCCAAAAUGUGGAUCCUGAUAUGCUUCUGGACAACUUAUCUCUCCACAAUGUCCUUGCAAUUCUCCGGUGCCCCACCUUAGGGAGGUAUGUUCAGUUUUAAAAUAUUUUCUGCAAGUUUUUGGGCCCCCCCACCCAAGUAUUCAUGUUAAGUGUUUUCAAAAAAACUAAUGCCCAUUUGAAAAAUAUAUUCCUUUUAUAAAUGUUUGAGCAGAUUUUCAUGACAAGUUAUUUUAAAAUACCUUUUUAUGUUACUAAUUUUUAAAUCAAACACUUCUCACUCUAACUUUCAUGUAAUUUAUAUCUUUUAUCUCUAUACUAUAAGGAACAAUGCAUUUGUUCCAAGCUACAACCUCCCUGUUGAAGUCGACCUAUGCCCAUUGGAAUAUGAGAGUGAGGGAGAUGUUGACCCAGCAGCAGCAGAUAUGGAUCUGACUCGUGAUUGGGAACGUGUGCCCACCAGCCUGCCAACAUUUGACGCAUCCAGCAUGGGCCUGUCAUCUCCUGCAGACAACAACACAUCUACCGCGGGUGCCUUGUAUAACGCAGCUAAUAAAGCAGUGGGAAGCCUGACUGGCUGGUUUACAUCUUAUUAUGGGAAGAAAUGAGGGUAAUGUUGAGCAGUGGCUUUUGUUUUUAGAAUUGAUUUAAUUUUAAAAUGAGAAUAGACUGAUCACAAAAAUGUAUUUGUAUCGGGUUUUAGCUUAAUCACUCGAAGAAUUUUAUUAUUAAUUUCAAGGCUAAUAUAAUGCAGUUAUUUUAGAUUUUUUUUGAUGGAUUGGAUGUUUUCCCAAAAUUAACACAAAGACACUUUACUGUCUAAAAAUCUAGUCCCCAUUUAAUGUAGGACGUAAAGGACUAAUAAAAAUUAUAUUUUUUGACAUUCAGCAAGUGCAAUAACAGUAAUGAUAUAUAUUUCUCUGCUUGUAAAUAAGAAUGUUUAAAUGAUGUAUGAGUUGUGUGCAUUUGGAACAAGAUGAGUCUCAUUUGAUGGAUUAAGGAAACCUUUUCCUUCGCUUGUCAAGGUAAUUUUACCUACCCCUUUGGACUGGAACAUUUUUUGAUACUUGUUUUCAAGUGACAAUAACUACAGGCAUUACCAUUUUUUAUUUAAAUGUUUAUGGAACUGCUAUUGGCCUCAGACAUUACAAUAUGGGGUGAAAUAUUUAAAAUAGCUUCUCUCCUUUUCUUGUGCAGAGUAUCUGCCAGUGACAACUGUUAUUUCUUUUCACCCAACUAUUUAUAAAAAAAAAUGGGAGGGAUUUUUUUAUAACAGGUAUGAGGAAACUGUUAAAGUUUUAAUAUUAUCAGAGCAUUUGUUACUCAUGCAGGUACACAAUUUUAAUUCCAUUAAUUCAAUUAAGUCAGGAAUAAUACUCUUUAUCAAUUUUAAGAAUAAACAAUAAUUUGAAAUCAAAUCAUUUAAAUCUUUUGACAUUAUUGUACAAAAAGUAUUCUUGUCUGGUAAGUUCUUUCUUUUAUUCUUUCACAAUUUUUAUAAUUUCUGAGGGUACAAUUCUAUUGAAAAUUAAAUGCUAAUUGACAAGUCAAAGGUUACAUUCCAAAGUAGUUUCUCACUUGUAAAUGAAGUUUUUUUCCCCUAAAAUUUUGUCUGAUUAUUUAUUUAUGGUCCACUUUCUUGCUUGUUUUCUAUCACUGAAAUGAUCAUUCAAUCCUGUUAGACGUAUCUAUCUUUAGUCCUCAUCGCAUUUUUAUAUGUAAAAUAUGCAUCAAGCUUUGGGGGGAUUGUCAUUUUAAAAUGCCACACUUAAAAGUUAAAGAAGCAAAAUAUUGAGGGGAAAAUCCUAGGGUUGCCGAUUUAUUGUGAAAUUCAAUUAUUUUAUGCUUAAUUUAACUUUCAUCUCUAAACAUAGUUUUACAUAAUGUGAAUGCUAUUCAAGGAUUUGCUUGAUACAUAUGUUUCCAAGAGCAAAAAUCCUAUUAUUUUAGUAUGUUCACAUGGUCAAAUGCAAAUGUUAUUGACAUUGAGUUAUAAGAAAUCAUUUUUAAAAGGUUUUCACAUUAUGCAUUUACACUGCCUUGAGUUUUUUUAUUAUAACGUUCAGUUACUUUUCAAAGGUGACAGUUUUAUAACGCCAUGAGAAUUUUAGGAUUAACUGAUUUCUCCUGAAGAAGACUUAACAUUAUUGUUUCUUAACUAUAAAUGACAUGUACACUAUGAAAGGGUAGUAAUCAUAUGUUUGGAGGUUAAUUAAUCAGUCCUUAUGUGUAAAAUCCCAAUGACAUGAAAUGUCAUCUAUUUGAACAGUAGGUCUGGUCUGUAAAAGUUUUUUUUUUAAAGUAUAUUCUCUUACUCUAUUGCAAAACAUGUUUUCUUCUUAAACAUUUUUAAUUUUGUGGUAAAUGUAGGACAUUUAGUGUUUCAGCUAUAUAUAUAUAUAUAUAUAUAUAUCUUAUAAAGAUUAGCAUUAUUUUUUUUAUUGCCCUGAGAAUACUUGACAAAUCAAAAAGAGAGUAGAUGUUUCUGGUGUUUCACGAUUUGUUUAUUUGCUUUAUGCAAAAACAUCUGAAAUCCUAUUAUAGCAGGAACAUAAAGGAGGUGUUCCUCCCACAUGUAUCUCUUACCAUCAGUGAUGAAAUCUUAAAAAUGGAUACGCAAAAACUGUCAUUGCGACAGAAUUGUUUUGAUUUGUGACUGUCAGAGAAGUAAAAUAAUUGUUACAUUAAAAAUGCUGUAAAUAAUUUUUUUUGAAGAAAAAAUCUUGCCAUAGCCUUUCAUUCAAAAUCUUAUAUUUCAAAAAAAAAAAAAAGACAAACCACUUUAUUUAAUGUUCACAGAUGUUAUUUCUUCAUUUAUAAUUAAAUCAUCCGGUGCUUAUGGAACUGUUUCAUUGAUAAACUAAUAAAUUAUAGAUAAAAUGGUUUUGUUUUCUUUGUUAUUUUGGUAUAUCAUCCAAAAGAUCCUUCUGUGUUAAAUAUGUAAUGUCCCUAUAAGUGUCAUGCAUUAUUUAAAUUUGUUGACUCUACUUGUAUAUCCAUUUUGUAUAAAAAAACUUAUUCACAAAUUUAACAUUGUUUCCUUACAAAUGUAUAAGAAUGUGAAUGUUAAUUUUUUGUUUUUUUUAAAUAAAUUCCUCUAUUACAUAAAAACAAAAAUGAUUUUUGGAAUUAAGCUUUCUUUUUUUUCUUUUCUUUUUUAAUAAUAUUGAAAUGUAU
Molecule: messenger RNA, 8126 nt
Organism: Lymnaea stagnalis (great pond snail)
Lineage: Eukaryota; Metazoa; Mollusca; Gastropoda; Lymnaeidae
Source: the annotation of a GenBank genome assembly